This is a messenger RNA of Harmonia axyridis, 2658 nucleotides long. RefSeq names its product pre-rRNA-processing protein TSR1 homolog (gene Tsr1). Gene Ontology annotation, biological process: ribosome biogenesis; endonucleolytic cleavage of tricistronic rRNA transcript (SSU-rRNA, 5.8S rRNA, LSU-rRNA); maturation of SSU-rRNA from tricistronic rRNA transcript (SSU-rRNA, 5.8S rRNA, LSU-rRNA). The coding region runs from base 127 to 2466 and encodes 779 amino acids. The record is from RefSeq and is a predicted model, not a curated record. NCBI's taxonomy places the organism in Eukaryota, Metazoa, Arthropoda, Insecta, Coleoptera, Coccinellidae. The transcript has 11 exons. Gene Ontology annotation, molecular function: GTP binding; U3 snoRNA binding; GTPase activity. Gene Ontology annotation, cellular component: nucleus; preribosome, small subunit precursor.
UUGAAAGUUUCGCUAACCUAAGAAAUAUGUGAUAGUGAGAAAUACACGUUCUUCAGAUUUGCGUUCAAAUAUUGUUAUUAUUUGCUAUUUUUUUAUAGAAUUGUUCGAUAAAUAAUAAACUGAAUCAUGGAGGGACAUAGUCAUAGGCCUGGGGCCUUAAAACAAAUUAAUAAGUCACAUAAGUUAGAGAAAGGAAAGACAACUAGUAAAAAACGUAAAUCGUUUAAAGUAUCUGGAGUAAAGGGAGGAGGACCAAAAGUGAAAAGAGAAAUGGGAAGAAUACAAAGGCGUAAUCAUGCUUCCCAAGUGAGGAAAAACAAGAGGGAAGAAGUUUUAGAUAAGAAACGAAAGAUUGGAGGCUUGCAAUCUAAUCCUUUUUUAGUUUGUGUCCUACCAUUACAUCAACAAUAUGAUCCUGAAACAAUUAUGAAUUUGUUGAUGCAAUGCGAUCCUCAGUAUCCUCAUAUCAAAAAAAGUUCUCAAGGAGUUACACAUAUUACCAUACCUAAACUCAAACAAAGAUUUUCUUUUAUUGUGCCAUCUGUGAAAGAUGAUUGGGGAGUAUUAGAUACCCUUAAAGUUUGUGAUACUGUUCUGUUCCUGGCAUCAGCAAUUACAGACGAAGCGAUGGACGACUGGGGUAGAAAUAUACUGACAGCUGCUUUCGCUCAGGGUUUACCUUCUCCAAUCUUAGCUUUGACAGAUAUGGAAAGUAUACCUCUUAAGAGAAGACAUGAAUGUAAGAAAAUUAUUGAAAAAGGCCUUUCCAAAUGGUUUUCCGAUGAAAAGUUAUACAAUCUUGAAAAAGAAUUUGAAGCUAUGAAUAUACUCAGAAAAAUUGGUGACCAAAAAAUGAAGCCUAUACAUUAUAGAGAUAGAAGGCCAUACAUGUUUGCUGAAGAUGUAGAAUUCGUUCCAAAUCAGGAAGGUGCAUUAGGAACAUUGAAAGUGACCGGUUUUUUGAGAGGAACUCCUUUAUCUGUGAACAGUCUUGUACAUUUACCAGGUCUAGGUGAUUUUCAAAUGCUAGAAAUUGACGGACUACCUGAUCCAUAUAAGGAUCCCAAUUGUGAAGAACAAGUUCUCAGAGUUUUGCAAAGAUGCGAUCCUUCAAAACAAGAAUCUCUGGAGUCUGAGAAUAUACCUGCACCCAUGGAUGAAGAACAAACAUGGCCUACGGAAGAAGAAAUAUUGAUGGCCAAAGAAGAACAGAAGAUGAAAAAAACAAUUAAGACUCCUGAAGGUUGGUCAGAUUAUCAGGCAGCUUGGCAGAAUGGUGAAGAUGGCUCGGAUUCUGCUUCUUCUGAUUCAGAAGAUGAAGAUGAUGCGAUGGAUAUUCCUUAUGAAGAAGCAGAAGAAUCUGAAAAUGAAGAGGAAGAUGAAAUUAUGACACAGUCUGAAGUACCUGCUAAUACUGAAAGAUAUGAUCAGGAUAUGGAUAUGGAAGCCGAGAAGAAGGCUUUGGCAAUGUUGAAGCAAGCUAAGACCGAUGCAAUGUUUCCAGAUGAAGUAGAUACGCCUAUGGAUCAGUUAGCUAGGGAUCGGUUCCAGAAAUAUAGGGGUUUAAAGAGUUUCAGAACUUCUCCUUGGGAUCCAUAUGAAAAUUUACCAAGUGAUUAUCAUAAAGUUUUAUCUGUCCCAAAUAUGAAAAGAUUCAAACAGUAUAUUAUGAAAAAAGUUGAAGAAGAAGACGAAGGAGUCUUGCCUGGAUGGUACAUUACUGUUCACAUCAAAGAUGUAUCUGAAUUGGCAUGGAAUACUUUCAAAGAGAAAGAAUUACCAUUGACAUUUGUUGGUAUGUUCCCGUAUGAACAUAAAAUGACUGUUGUCCACACAGUUCUGAGACGGACAAAUGAAUAUGCAUUACCAAUAAAAUCUAAGUCAAGAUUGAUUUUCCAAUGUGGUUACAGGAGGUUUGCAGUAUGUCCUAUCUUCAAUGAACAUGUACAACAAGCAAAUCACAAGUUCAAUAGAUUCUUCCAGCCUAAUUCAAUAGCUGUAGCGACAUUUUAUGCACCCCUCCAGUUCACUCCAGCUCCUGUUCUUUGCUAUAAAGAAAUGAAUAUGGGACAGAAGGUUCUUGUGGCCACAGGAAGUUUAUUAUCAUGUGAUACCGAUAGAAUCAUAUUGAAAAGAGUAGCACUAGCAGGUCAUCCUUUGAAAAUACACAAAAGAUCAGCUGUCGUUAGAUUUAUGUUCUUCAAUAGGGAAGACAUUUUAUAUUUCAAACCAGUUCAGCUAAAGACAAGAAGGGGAAAAGUUGGUGACAUUAAGGAACCAUUAGGUACACACGGUCAUAUGAAAUGUAUAUUCAAAGGACAGAUCAACUCUCAGGAUGUAGUUUUUAUGUAUUUAUAUAAGAGGGUAUUUCCAAAAUGGAACUAUGAAGAACAUUUUGAUAGAUGUUUAGAAGACAAAGGCGAGGCUGAUAGGGAUUCCUCCAGUAUGGAUAUUGAAGAAAUAUAGACAUUUUUUAUUUAUUGAAAAUGUAUACUGUUGAAAAGAUCAGGGACCGUAUUCUCGACAAGUGAUCUUUCAAAACGUAUACGUUCAUUCAGUGUUCAGAGCACUGUAAGUACGUAUACGUUUUGAAAGAUCACUUGUCGAGAAUAUGGUCCCAGAUGUGGAAUUUAUGUAAUUAUAUGUACAUAGAAUAUA